UCCUGUCGGCGGUCGGUAUGGACGAGAUAAACUCCAUACGAACAUGACGAACGGCACACGAACGUGAACUUAGAAAGUAGCUCAGAAGACUGCCGUUGAUGUCCUGGCUGAAUGUGUCACUGUCAUGUGGUGCUGAUUGAUAGUCUACAACACCCGGAAUGAACUUUCCUCCUAGUGAAGUGUAUUGACAGUCAGCAUUCAACACAAAAGACCAAAUCCAACAAACAGCACAAUGUCUGAAUCGGUGCGCUAUUUGAAGAGCAAUCUACCCACUGAUGGUACCUUAUCAGAUGGGUGUAUAACUGAACAUGUUACCAGAAAUAUCCAACCAUUACAUAUAAGCGAUGAUCCAGAAUGGUUGACGCAAAGCUAUGGUGCGUAUGAGUAUGAAGAAGAACUUCGAGAUGUUUUUCACUUUUCUGGGAACGGAGGAAGCCUCCCACAGUUGAAUAGAGCUGGCUCAGACAACUCAUCAUUGGCAACUAAAUCAGCCACUACAAAGCCUCGAGCAAGGCCUGCUAACAGACUCAGACAUAGGAUGAGUAUGGUUGAUGCAAAGUUAACCAAGCUACCAAACUCUCUGAUUGAGAUGUGUGUUUUGGUAGGUUUGGAUCAAGACACUGGUGUCCGAUGUGCAAGACAUGCUCAGGUUUCAGAGGCAGCCAGCUGGUCAAGUUUCUUCAGUUUACCGCUUGAUCCUCAAAUCUUAGCAGUCAUCAACAAUCAAGACGCUUACUUCCCUAAUGCUAAGAUGACCUUUGAUUCCUACUUCCCGCCUGUCAACGCCAAGGCAUCUACAAAAACACCACGUAAAGCUCCACCAUUGAAGCGUGGGGCAUCUCGCCGAUUGUCAACGAAGCCAAGACCUGUUGCAUUCCCACAUAACCAGGAGAUGAUUGCAUCCUUGCCUACUCUAUGUUUCCCAAGUGAAGCGUUCUUACAGCAGAGCAAACCUCCAGAAAGCUUCCAAUAUCUUGUACUAACCAGUAUAAGUGGCAGUCGUUCCUACGCUACAUGCUUAACAUUCCAUCGGCAAUACCUACUCAACAUACAGACCAAAGAUGGUAAGCUUGAACUUCAAGUUGAUUCCAGUGAUUCGUCAUCAGUCAAGUGUUGGGUUCCUACUUGUAUCUGUGUCAUUUCUUCACAGCCUUACUUCCUUGUCAUGAAGCAAUGUUUAUCAACCUUAAUACCAAGCCUUAAUGAGGAGAGAAGCGAGAUGCUAAAGAGCUUAAAAUACUUCACAAUCCAAAUGACAAUGAUUCCUACACCACCAGCAGGUUCAUUAUGUGUGUCGUUUUGCCUGGGUGAAAAUCAGCGUCCAAUCACAGUACAUCCCCCUGACAACCCAGAGAAACAAUGCGUUGACAUUCCUCUGAAUCUACCGUUUCUGCGUUUUAGUCUGGAUGAUAUCCUGGAGAUAGUGACUUGCCUCUUAACCCAACAGAGACUAGUCUUUCUUUCUGAAGACUACGCUCUUCUUACUCCCAUCGUUGAGUGCUUCCUUCUCUUCAUCUUGCCCUUCAAGUGGCCAUUUGUCUACGUUCCCGUUGUCUCCUCAUCGCUUCUUGAUCUCCUAGAAGCUCCUGGAUGUUUCAUCAUGGGCUGCAACUCAGUCCAUCGACAAAGAAUAUCACAGAUAGAGGGCCUAGUUAUGGUUGACAUUGACCGGAGACAAGUUGUCAAGUGUAAGACGAUAAAGAUGCCAUCAAUUCCAGAAGGAGGCGUUAUCACCUUCAAGAAAUUAUAUCAGAGUGCUAGUUCCAAGCAGUACGAGAUUGCGAUGCUGAGUCGACCAGCAUCAACGACUCUUGACAGUGAUUGCUCAUUCAGAGAUAGAAUUCAAAGACAGUAUCAAAGAGAUAUUCAAGAAUGUUUUACUGAGAUGUAUGCAACACUCUUCAGGGAUGUUUAUGACUUCAUGUACUUUGAUCAGAGACGAUUUAAAGAUGAUGAGUUUAUCGCAAGUAGACCUGAUGAUGAGAAGGAUUUCUACACUGAGUUUCUUCAGACGCAACUGUUUAAGACGUUCAAGUACGAUAGACUUGACAAGAAGAAAGACUAUUAUUUGAAUCUCAGUAAACGACAACGACCUUUGAACUCAAUGGAAUCUUACUCCCGACGUAACUUCAGUCGUAGUUUAAUAACACACAGCCCUGUUUCAUCAAGAAGAGCUGAUAGUUUUAAAGGAGGCAGUACGGCUUACACCUAUUUCUGCCUGCCAACAUGCGAAGUUCCACUUCCAACAAUACAUCAGUUUUAUGAUAGCUGUAUUGAGCAGAUUAGCAUAUCCAUCAAGACUGCAAAGUCAGCCAGUGUCAAAGCUUCCUAUCUGUUCCUGAGAGGGAUGUUCCAAAUAGCAUGCUCACGCCCUCUGAAUGGUCUAGAUGACUUCCAUAAUCUACACACAACAGAUCUGUCUAUCUUCCCAGUGGAGGAAAUAACUCGAGUAGUUGAAGACCUAAGUGCUUCAGAGAAAGCUGAACUUGAAGAGCAAGAUUUCUACAAACGAGGAGAGAUCUUAAAUAAAAUCAGUCAGCGUAAACGACCAACUGGGACUUCUACACCAACUAUAACAGAGGAUCUACCCCAGGAGGGAUUGCUAUGUCUUGCUGAAUUUGUUCUCCAUAUUCAGAAUCUAGAGAUUGCUAUUGAUAUGGACGUCAUUGAUAGACUCUUCAAUGCACUCACUGGAAAUCAAUCGGUUCUUGAUGCCGAAACUUUCUUGUUCUUUGUGGAUGCUUGGAAAGAAGGGGAGAUUGAAGGAACGGCGAUUCCAGAUGAGAUUUAUGAACGUCAUCUUGUUCACACUGAGAGUGUCUUAAAGAUCUCAUCAUUGAUUAGCUCUGUUCAAGGAAUGGGGAGAUUGGUCUUAACAGAUAAGAGACUGUUUGUUGUAACUCAAGGGAAUAACACAUUCCAUGAAGUCAUUCGGAUCAAAGACAUCAGCUGUUUAGAGAGAUUUGAGAGAUCAUUCCUACUUCUAAGUAGUGCACCAGCUCUAAGGGUUUACAGCAAAUUGCCAGACAAAGAGCCGUACAUGGCAAACCUUAAGGGAGAGCGUAAUACCUGGUAUACACUUAUCAAUGAGAUGUGGUCUGGACGCGCCAUCGCUGACGCCCAGAAGGAUCCUCAUAUCGUACAACAAGCUGCAAGGAAUAUCUGUCUUCUUGAUGCAGCGAUACGUAGCGCUGAGAAUGCUGGGGCUACACAUGCUAAACACUUGGAGCAUGUCUCUCAGGUUUUAUGUCACUUCACACGGUUGAAAGAGGAAGGAAUGGCAAGUGUUGCGCCAGAGACAGGGAGUGCCUUAGUUCAUAAAUUCAAUCCUUCGGCUAAUGAAGCUCAACGUAGUACAGUAGAAGCAAUGCUAUACACACCAGGAAACCGCAGUGAUGGCCGCUAUGAGGAAGACUCAUGUCCCAGGCUAUGGUGUGCCAUGGGGUCAGGAAAGGUCAAAGUGUUUGAUGGCAGUAACUUCUUAUUGGAGGCAGAGAUUCCUGAGGCCAAAGAUCGAGUUUGUUGUCUAGCGUGUGUAAAAGGAGAGCAGAUAUGGGCGGGGUCAUUUGAUACAACGAUUUACAUAAUUGAUGUGUUUACGUACUCAGCAAACAAACAACUCAUGGAUCACAAUGAUAUUGUGUCUGACAUCACUGUCACUAGCGAUCAAAGUACUGCAUACACAGCGAGUCUGAAUGGACAGAUAAUUGAAUGGGAUACUGCAUCGUUAACUAAAACCAAAGUCAUCCAGCUUCAGAAUACAGAUAAACUAGUUUCCAUCAAGUGGGAUGAUGCAUCACAUCGUCUAUGGUGCUGCACAAAAGACGACAUUCGAUUGAUUGAUAAGAAUGGUGCAGUCUUACAGAAGUUUGUACACAGAGAUGAGAAAGGCUUUCCUAUACUCCUUGAGACGUUUAUCUUCACUAAGAAUACGGUCUGGGCAGGUUGUGGAAGGAGGGGAGAGAUCGUCAGUUGGGAUAAGAUGUCUUUUAAGAGACUGAAAGUACUCAAGAUUGACUGUCGAGGAGUUAGUAAGAUGGUGGCCGUCGAUAAAUGGAUAUGGGUGGCGAGUAAGCAGGGAAAGAUCCACUUAUUUGACAAAGAGACGGGAAAACAUGAGAAAGCUCUGACGGGUCAUAAUGAUGCAAUUCGCUCCAUGACACAAGCAGAGAUGAGAUACGUCUUGACAGGAGCUGGGAGCAGAGAUGGUAAGGUGGCUGUCUGGAGAGCACAAUUUAUAGUCUGAGUGUCUCCUAGAUGCAGAUAGAGACAACAUUUGUCUUGACUGGAGCUGGGAGCAGAGAGGGUAAGAUGAAGGACAAGAUUGACGAUCUUCCAGAUUCAGAGAGAAUGUCUUCCAACCAAGUUGUGCAAACUGUAAUGUUCAACCUCUUUUUGCCCUUUUGAUCUUCCACUUCAGGGAGUCAAAUUAUUGUCACUCAUCUUAUUGCUUACUGGAUCUGUUAGCAUAAGUCAGAGACUGUAAGCAAAUGUCACACAUGGUCUUAAAGGUUUUUACUGAACAUAACUUGCUUCUUUCUGAGCAAGGAAAACUUUGAAGGCUUUAUUUUUAAAUAUCACAUCACAAGAGAAUACUUUUUGAAUA
Molecule: messenger RNA, 4606 nt
Organism: Asterias rubens (European starfish)
Lineage: Eukaryota; Metazoa; Echinodermata; Asteroidea; Forcipulatida; Asteriidae
Product: DENN domain-containing protein 3-like
Exons: 28
Coding region: 233-4246 (1337 amino acids)
Biological process (GO): regulation of Rab protein signal transduction
Cellular component (GO): cytoplasmic vesicle
Molecular function (GO): protein binding
Source: RefSeq, a predicted model, not a curated record